Aplysia californica (California sea hare) is the source of this 632-nucleotide messenger RNA. RefSeq names its product brefeldin A-inhibited guanine nucleotide-exchange protein 3. NCBI's taxonomy places the organism in Eukaryota, Metazoa, Mollusca, Gastropoda, Aplysiida, Aplysiidae. The record is from RefSeq and is a predicted model, not a curated record.
CUUCCGGUUAUGUUUCAAGAUGGCGACUGCCCUGAGAUUAUUAUCAUAACAUCAACAUUUCGAGCUGCAUCAGAGACCCUUGUGAUGAAAAUGCUGCCAUAUAAAGAUACUACAAAAAAGAUGGGUCACUCAAGGAGACACUGCUGAGUGCUAGUGGAGGAAAAAAAUGUCAUCACAAUCACACAACAUGGAGGAUGUCUUACGGCAGCUAUCAAGGGAUAUAAUUACGCCAAAAUUUGCAAGCAUUAAACAGACUGCCAAUGAAGCCCUUGAACUACUUCAGAAUGAAGAAAAGAUAAAGACCAUUGAGGCAUGGGAGCUGAGAGAGAUUUGUCUUCAGCCUCUGCAGCUUGCGCUAGAAUCUCGAGCCAAAAAACUGGGACACACGGCCCUCGCUGGUAUUCAGGUGAUGUUCAAGGAUGAGCGCUUUCGCAGCUCCAUAGAAACAAAUGAGGAGGACAAAUGGCUGCCCUCACAGGUGCUGACAGUCCUGGCCAUAACUCCAAACCUUGCUGAAGACUUGCAGGUGGAAGUCAUUAAGCUAUUGCUGAACAUGACUGUGACUGCAUCAUGGUGUACUAGCGCUAACACCAUCAUAAAGAUUUCACAGAAAAAAAGUAUAACCACCCAUC